GCCGGGCCGCAGUGCGCAGAGGACGCGGCGCCGCCAUGUACCGGCUCGUGGGCUCCUGCCUGGCCCGAGGCCUGCGCGCGGCGGGCCGGCGCGCCCGGGGCCGCCCGGCGUGUCUGCUGCCGCGGCCGGCGGGGGGCCGGCCGCCCGGGCUGGACGUGCCGCCGGGUCGAGGCGCGCCGGGCGGCCGGGGCCGGGACCUGCUGCCACUGCUGGCAGCGCUCGCCUGGUUCUCGAGGCCUGCCGAGGCGGAGGAGGCGCGGGAGCGGCGGGGAGCCGGCGGGGACGCGGCCGAGGACGUGGCGGCCGAGGCGGAGGCCGAGAUUGUGCAGCUGCUGAAGCGAGCCAAGUUGAGCAUCAUGAAAGAUGAGCUGGAAGAGGCAGAGCUGCUUCUGCACGACGCUCUUCGCCUUGCCUUUAAGAGCGACAACAAGAAGGCCGUCACCUACACUUAUGACUUGAUGGCCAACCUAGCAUUUAUACGGGGUCAACUUGAAAAUGCGGAAAAGCUUUUUAAAGCAACCAUGAGUUACCUGCUCGGAGGGGGCAUGCAGCAGGAAGACAAUGUGAUCAUUGAAAUCUCCCUAAAGCUGGCCAGUAUUUACGCUGCUCAGAAUAGACAGGACUUGGCUCUUGCUGGCUAUGAAUUCUGCAUUUCAACUCUAGAGGAAAAAAUUGGAAGGGAAAAGGAAUCAGCAGAAGACGUCUUGUCAGUGGAAGAGAAGGCCGACACCCAGCUCCUCCUCGGCAUGUGCUUAGACGCCUGCGCGCGCUACCUGCUGCUCUCCGAGCGGCCGUCGCGGGCACAGAGGAUGUACGAGAGAGCCCUGCAGAUUUCUGAAGAAAUCCUAGGAGAAAGACACCCGCAGACCAUUGUGCUGAUGAGUGACCUGGCGACCACCCUGGAUGCGCAGGGCCGCUUUGACGAGGCCUGUGUUCACGCACAGAGGGCGUCGGAUCUGGCGAGGCAGAUGGAGCAUCCUGAGCUUCAUGUGCUGCUCAGUAAUCUGGCUGCAGUCCUCAUGCACAGAGAACAAUACGCACAAGCAAGAGAGCUCUACCAGGAAGCCCUGAAGCGAGCAGAGCUGCGGAGAGAUGAGCUUUCCGCCCAGCACAUCAGGGAGGAGCUGGCCGAGCUGGCGAGGAAGAGCAGGCGUCUGCCGUAGUCUCCGCAGGCCCCAGGCCGCCCCCGUGGUAACAGCUGGGACUCCAGGCUCCGGGCGCCCAGAUCAGCGGCUUCAGUCCUUGGUCCUUGACACUCAGGUUCCCUCAGCGUGGUCCUGGGGAGGACGAGCUGUGCGCACUGCUACUCUUGUUUUUUAGAGAAAACUUUGACCCCCAACUGGUUUUGCUUCUAAGGGUGGGUGUCAGUUGGUGCUUGCAGUUGGGGCCCGCGGUUGGUGGGGUGCUGGCCCGCCUGACUGCAGGCGAAGGGGGCGGGUCAGCCAGGCAUCUCGCUGGAGGUUCAGUCCAUUGAUUGGCUGCCAUCUCUUCUCUGACGUUAUCAAUACCUGGCAGACCAGCGCUCCCUGCCUCGUGCCCAGGGGGACUAUGGUGAGUUACCUUGUCUUCUAGUCUGUCUCGUGAAGCCCAGGGUGGGGUUUGAUGCAGAAAGGAGGGCAGAUGGUAUCUUGGCUUGCUGCCAGAGUGAGGUUUUAAAGUGGGAAUUAGCACUUGAAAGUGUAGCGCCUGUUUGAUUUUAUAAAUGAGUCAGCCAUCGGUUUCUGUGAAGGUCUGGGUAUAUACAACCGUGAGAUGAGAGCCUCCUGCUGCCCGUCUCUGAGCACCCGCUUCUCCACCCCUCGGCCACAUGCCGUCUUCGGAGUGUGCUGCCCGGGCUGCACCCCAAACCUCUGUCUCAGACUGGAGCCCUCGGGCUGUGAGCCCCACCCCCCACCCAUAAUCCCGACACGCGGUCCCCUGACCUGGGCCAGGCCCUGGCUGUCUGGGUUCAGGUCUCAGUGUCCUCCUGUGUGAAGGAAGGAGCAGGUGUGAUCCUCUCUCGGCCGUGGGGGGUGGAUCUGGCUGACGGCCUGAAGUAGACAGGCUGCUGUGCGGAGAGGCCUUUAGCCCACUGCCUCAGAGGAUGUGCGGUGUAGAAACGCAGGUGCAUAGACGUCUUCACCCCAGUAGGUUUGUGGCCCCCCUGGGUACCACGAAGGGGCGCUGUUACUGCUUGGAUGCCGGUGGGGGUGUGAGUGGGAGGGAGAAGCUGGUAUUCCUGGUUCCUGUGUACAUACUGGAAGAAUCUUUUUAUAAUAAACUGGAGACUCCACAGCCAUACUGGACGUAUUCCAUCUUUGAGUUUUUCAUGAAAAAUAAGUAAAAAUAAAAUACAGGGAUUAGAUUAAAACCAGUCUCUUACAUUUUGCAGAUGUAGUUUCUUCCCGCUUUGCCUGACCCAGCUAAGUCCUUCACUCGAGUCUAGGAGAGAAGCUGUAGCUCAGACUGAGUUUCAGGAGAGCCCAGUCUUAAUUUAUUGGUGAUUUAAAAAAAUUGUCAACUACUCACCUUCUGCGUUGAGGAUGUUUUUUGCCGUUUUGCAACUGUAGGAGUUACUGAGAGUGAGGUGUUUUUUUUUCACUCCAGGUUUUAUUGAAUUUUUGGCUCACGGUCCCAGGGCUGGAAGAACUGUAGGUGUUUUCAGAAAGACAGCUGCUGCGCGUGGCGCUCGCUGCACUGCUGUACGGGCAGCAGGACGAGGACUGACCCUGUACUGACUGGUCUGAAUUCAGAGGUGGAUUGUGAAAAGUAGUGUACAUUUUUGAACUAUUUCACUAGAGCUUUCAGGGCGUAAAUGUUUUAAGAUAGGAUCCCCCAGCAUACCAAAGCUCAGGCAUUAUGAAUCUUCUCAUAAACGUGCGCUGGAAAUUGGCUGUCAGGACGCUUCUGUGCACGGUGUGGGGAAGACGUUAACUUAGUUCCGGGCGCUAAAAAAAAAGACCCACUGGUGAGGCUGUAGCUUCAGGACACAGCCUGCAGAGUCACGCCCCAGGUCACAGCUGACCUAGCCAGGCCCUCGUCGCGCUCGGCGCCGUGCAGGGCGUUUCGGGCCUCCACGACCAGAUGGCCUGCUCCCCAGAUGCACCAGGUGAGCGUUCUGUUCUGCCGUCGUCCGCAACUGAAACGUGACAGUGGAUUUCUCUCCCCCUUCUGGGAUCUCCUCUGGGUGACAGCAGUGAAGGCAGACAUACUGAUGAUGAGGGGUGAGUAGCUCACAGCUGCUCCCUUUCCCUUUGGGGUCCUCGAGUGGAGCUGCUCAGGGGGCAUGACUGUGACACUAGUCAUAGAAAAACAGCAUCUCUUUGGGACAGCUGACAAUGUAAAUUAUUAAAAUCUGUAACAGUACCAGUAUCUAAAAUAAAUUCAACAGAAAACUUAAGUUACUGUUUUUAGUUCACAUUAAAACGUUAUGUGUGUGUAUAUGUAUUUGUCAUACCAGCUUUCCAGGUGGCAGGCUUCUGGUGGCUGCACCUGAUCUGAAGCUUACUUUGAGGACCUUGAGCACAGGAGAGUGCAGCAGAGUGACAGGAGCGAGGGGCCUGCGCGUGAAACGGGUGUGGGCUUACGGCCCUGUCUUAGGUGCUCAUUUAGCUACGUGGGCAAAGUCCUGAGCCUGCAUCCUCACCUGCAAACCGGGACGAGGGGUCUCCUCACGCCAGAGGCGGUGCUGUGUUGGUGGAGGCUUGCGUGCACUUGUUUAAAAGCUUAAGGGUCUGUAAAGUGCCCUGGAGACCUCCACCCCUGCAAAGCAGGAGCAUCCGUACGCUACAGGAGGAGGCUCCAAUGCUGUGCCUAAGUUGUAUGGAAAAAAUUUAAAUUCAGUAAGCAGUUACUAAUGAAGGGUGACUGAUCCUCUAAUACUGUAAUUAGUUUAAAAUUCAUUGUUUUAAACUAUUUGAAAACAUUUGACAAGAAACUCUUGCCCACAAGGAAUCAACAUGAGAGUGAACGCUGGCUGGCGCCGUGGCGGGGAAGGACCAGGAGCCCGCAGGACACGCACAAAGCCGACCUACGACACCGAGACUCUAGGCGGACUGCAGUCUUCCAGCUCCACUGAUACUGUACGCCCAACUGGAGAAAAGCUCUCCUGACACGUCUCUGGGCACGAGUCCUAGGAGGGCAGGCUUCCGACCCGCAGCGUGAGAGGAGCCGGCCAGGAACUCGAGCUCCCUCCCCGACGCCAGCCCGCAGGAGACAGGGCAGAAGAGCAUGAAAACGAAGACUUCACCUGAGUGAGGUGACAGGUCCCCUUCCUCCCUCCGGGCCUCACCACCGGUCACAACCGGGGUGCUGGCCCCACCAGGCACGAUGCCCACGGGCUGGGACAUGACGACCCCGUGAUCCUCAACUUUGUCGUCAAAGCUCCCCAUGAGCGCCUUCCGGAUGAUGUCCUCCAGCCCGAGGUUGCUGGCGGGGUCCGCAAAGGAGUGGCCCCGGGAGCUCACCGCGCCUGCAAGAGACCAGCCGGCCUGUUCCCAAGGGCGGCUCGGGGAAACUUAAUCUCUCUCUGCUGAUCAGUCUCCCACCUGUGUCUCUUCCCCUCAGCUCCCUGGUGUCCACACUGUGCUUCAGUGGUUUUCAUUCUGUUGGUUCGUUUACCUUUUCAACAAGUAUUUUACCUCCGUUCACUUUUCACUGCUAGUGACGGAGCAGGUUCCCCCCCCCCCCCCCCGCCAGUGCUCACUUCCUGUUUGUCGGACUGACUCCUGGCAGGCAGUGUCUUGAAUCUUACCUGAGGUGGUGACUGCGGGCAGAUUAAAGAUCUCGGUUCCUGGCUGAGCAGCUGCUGUAUUUAAACAAACAUUCACGUUAACUAAGAUGUAAUAAUCACAUACAUCGAAAGAGAUAGUCUCAAAAAAAAACUUACAAUAAAAUUAACCUCAUUUUCCACCAUCUCAACUUUAUUUUUCACCCGUUAAGUGAAGAUAGAGUUUUUUUUUUUAAGGGAAAUCAACUAAUAAAAAAUCACAUGAGGUAGGGAAAUCAGAACGGGAGUGAUCCAGCCUUGGAGGGAAAGGAGCUUUGUGGUGCUGGAGAAACACCUAGGAACAAGCUGCCCUCAGAAGAGGGUCCCAGGAGGACCCUGGGAAUAUCCUGACUUGUGAUGAGAACAGGCAGAGAGAGGCCUCUGAACAGCACAAAAACGACCACGGGUCCCUGAAAACUGUUCUCAUGUUCCUGGGAGGAGACAGUCUGCCUGCUGGUUCCUUUCAUUCCUGCUAACUGUGCCAUGUGUAACCUGGGAGCUACCGAUAAAGCACUGUGCCAGGGACAGGAGGACCUGGGGGACACAACCAGUGUCCCCAGCUUGAUGCUGCGAGCUGGAAUGAGAAAGAAUACGGGAAGGAAGUGGUGGCUAAGCGGACGGUGACCAGAGCAGAGCACGCAGCUGGGGGGAGGCCCCGGGAGAGAGGCUCUGCCCUGGAGGAUGGCGUCCGUGAAGACGGCCAGGGCCGGGCGCAGAAGCAGACUCUCUGGCAGGGAAGGCCGCCAGGAGGCUCAGGAAGAACCACGCGGUGGGGACCACGGUACACGCUCCUGGAAACGCGGUAAAGAAACAACCUGAACCAGCCUUGCCGUCACCACCAAAUCGGGUGGGAUAGGAUUCACUCACUUCACAAAUACUGAGUGACAAUUAGAAUAAAAUCACCUUACUGAUCAAAAAUGGUCAGAUGAAGGCAAUUUCCCACAGCGCAGCUGGCGACGAAACUAGGGCACUGUGAACGCCCCGGCUCCCUACGUUCCCGCAGGGCUGCGACCCCCGCCCUGAGCAAGCCCUCCAGGUGACCGCCGCGCCGCGUAUGGAGGUCCCAGGGCCCUCGGUUCAAAGCAGAUGGCAGCCGUGGGGGAGAACGUGGGUUCACUCGGCGGAGGGAAGACGGGGGUUCAGAGGUUCUGGGGCUGCUGGGAAGGGGCGGUAGGAGGCGGAGGUGCCACCCGGGAGCAAGCCCAGGGACAGGGCUCCCGAGGGGCGGAGGGACCGCCAACGGAGCCACCCGCGGUCGACAGCGAGGAAGCUGUGUGCACAGCCAGGGCAAGCGCUCGUUUCUAGACUUUUAAGGAGCCAGUAAGACACUGAGGAAGAAACAAGGCCUGCGAAGGUCUCUAGGCAGAGCUUGGCAGAAAAAGCUGAACUCCAGACAGAAGUCUGGGAGUCUCCAGCACACACGCUGAGCCCCAGAGUGGAGGAGACAACAGGGAAAACGGACGUCCCAGAAAAGAGCCAGGGAGGCAGGACUGAGCUGCUCAGGAGACAGAACAGCCACAGAAGUGCGGGGGGGGGGGGGGGAGACAGGAGAAAGCAGGGCCUGGAGGGUGAGGAGAGUUUCUGUAAGAGGGACAGGGUUCACAGCCGCGGGGAUGGCGCGAAUGGAGAUGGAGGCGCUGAGAGAAGCUGCCGAGGGCCUAGAUCCCCAGGUCUGCUUCCUGGGGGGAGCCCAGCAUGCCUGGGGCCCCACGAGCCGCUGGUCCCUCAAUACCGUUCCUUAAGUGUCCUUUUCCACAAUCAGAGUUCUUGUAAUUAAAAAAAUCCCGGAUGAAACAAGUUUUGUUAGCACUUACGAAGGCAUUAAUAAGGUUUACCUCUGUUAGUCAGACCCUUGUUUCAUUCUACACUUUCAGAGAGUAGGGGACCCAACACAGCACCUGCUCAGGAAUGACUGAGCCGAUGGAAGACCGAGCUGCCUAAAGACAAUGGAGAACGUUAGGCGAGAGGAGAAAACUGUACAAGCGGCUGCUUCAGGUCAUACGUGGCACUUUUCUCGUCAAGGAGGAUUUUUUACGGCGAGACAGACCAGAGGGCGUGUACGCCCCGCACAAAAGUGAGACCUUAACAACCCCGUGCGCCUCGAUGCUUCCUCCCUGGGUUCAGAGAGAAUCUCAGUGUCACCACGUGUCUGUUGGUGAAACCGAGAAGCUGCUGGUAACAGAUGAAACCACUGAACACGAGACAGAAAAAAGUCCCGGUAAUGUUUUUAAAAAGAAGAAGAAAGGGUCUGCAAGCCUGAUGGCAGCUCAGAGCGCGCUGGUGUUUAAAAGGAGCAUCCAGCAGCCGAGAGCUGGGAUGGGGACACUGACACGUGACACUGGGCUCCUCCUUUUCCCCUGGGUCCUUCAGCCUUCGUGUGUCACCACGUGUCACAGAUCCAAACACACAUCCACACGGCGUUUUAUAGCUGGCAGACUUAGGAGUCCUUUCUGCUGCAGAAGCAAGCAGACUGUGGGACACCCAGGUCCCUGCAGGGCAUCCCGCAAAGCCUCUGGCUCCCGGACAGACCGCAGGAAGCCUGGGUGACGGGGGCGGGGAGGCAGGGGAGAGCGAGCUGAAAACAGCACAAGGAAGGGUCCAGGGAGCGCGUGCAAGUCCAGCCUCGGGAAGGGCGUGGUGCCGGAGCCCCUGGCUGUGCCCCAGCGCCGACAGCAGGACCCGGAAGGCGCGGGCUGCGCAGCUGGAAGCCCUGCGUCGGAAGCCCCACCCCACGACCCACUAGGUGAGUGACUGGCAGCUGCUGUCCUCAAACCGCCGCUCCAAGUCUCUGUUUCCUCAUCAGCAACAGAGGUAUGCGGGUCAUUGUGAGGCUAAACCUUCCGUCCAGACUUAGAACGGUGCCUGGUGCGGGGCCAGGGCCACAGAUAUGACUGCCCAUGCCAGUCUGCCCUGGACGGCGGGCUGAGAUCCAGAGAGACCCCGACAGGGUGGGGGCACCAGCGAGCACAGGCCGCCCUGGCCCUCGCCCGGAGGGGCCCACGGGAGAGCCGACACCCGGUGCUCGGGCUGCCAGAAAACCCUGCUGCGGCCUUGGACUCCCUCGCCGCGAUGAGUUUGGGAUAGAUCAUACCGCGCUACUCAGAGAGGCUACGCCAAAUAAAACGACUUCAGUGGAGAACAAGUGGGGGUAGGGGUGCCCAGAAGCAGGCCACCUGAUGAACGGCUGGUGGGUGGGGGUUUGUAGAGAGAGGCAGGCUCGAAAGGCACGCCUGGUCUUCAGGGAGCCAAGAAAGCCCGCCAGACGGACGAAGACCAGUGCGUGAACACUGCGGAGAGCCGGCCCAGCCCCACAGAGGAAGACGGUCCCGCCGAGCCAGCACUCACUCGGGGACAAGACGGGCAGCUCCGGAAGGCUGCGAGGGCUCGGCCUACCGGGAAGUCCCGUGUGCCGGGGACGUCGGGGCAGGAACUCUGCGGCCAGACGCCGAGAAGAGCCUUCAAACCGGGAGACCGCCUGGGAGGCAGCCCGGGGACAGCACCACUAAUGCGUGUUUACGGGCGGCUCACGAAAGAAGUCCCACUUACCCAUAUCAGAGUCACCUCCACCAGAGGAGUUCAACUUACGAAAAAUCUCCUGCUUCUUUGAUUUAACCAUGGGUGACGUGUUUUCAAGCUUGGUGAAGAAUGAAGGCAAAUAGCUGAUACUCCCCGGGGAGCGGGAAUCGUUCCUGUCGGAACAGGAAUGCGCGUCACCACCAUGCUGUCUGGCCAGCGCUCGCGACAGUCCCCGAGCGGCCGGGACCGCGACCCCAUCCCAUCCGCAGCUUAUGUCUGCGCUCACAGAGCUAAGGAGCAGCGUGUGACUGUAAGCCAGUCAGCGCGUCACGCAGAAGGACACGGCCAGACACUCUGGCAGCCAAGGUGGACCCUCCCAGGCGGGGGGGCGGUUCCCCAACAGAGAAGCAGCGAGCAGCGUGGGGAGGGGCCGGGGGGGCUCGGGCAGCUCCCCGGGCCCUCGCAGCCCGCGCCACAGCGUGAACGCUGGCUUUUUACGGUUGCUGCGUUAAGGGGGAGCUAUUUCACUAACAGCGUUACUUUGACUAAUAGCACAACUGUUUGCUACUUGCCUAUGAAGAAGCAAAGCACUCACACCUACGCCAUCAACAGUCAGCCCUGAACAGAGUGGCUGCCACGUAGAAAUAAAACUGCCUAUUGGUCAGAAUCGUUUCAGGCCACCUGCCCAAUGAGCUGAGUUUCAUGUCAAGGGUUUCAUAUUUCAUUGGUACCUUCCGACACUAACAUACUUGAAAAAACAAGUUUUCGCUAACGGCUCAAGACCACCCAGGGUCCAGCCAGAGCCAGACGGUAACGGAGAGCAGAGGGAAGGGCGCUCACAGCCGAACCUGGCCACGCGGACUCGUGCGUCGUGCAAACACGAAGACACAGCCCGCAUCCCAGACAGACAGAGGAGGCGGCAGGAAUGUAAGGCACGGUCCCCGUUCUCAGAAAGCUCACAAACUUGGGGGAACCCUGUAAAUGUGUAAUUACAUUUAACGUCAUCCCCUUUCCAAAACUGGUUUCUUCCUCGUUUCACUGCAGGCACCAAUACCUAUUUGGUUGCCUAUGAAUCGAACAGUAAGUGAACCACUCUCCACAAGCUGCAGGAGACACACCAACUGCCUCAAGGAGGGAGACAGACCUUGGCCUAAAGCCGGACUCUCCCUCCCGCUGCCUCCGAUCACAGCGGGGCCUGGAGUCACCCCCGAGCAGCAGUGGCGGUGCAGGAAGUGGGGUGAGUGGGCCUGGCCACACCCGGACACAGUGCUUGACUCCACGGAGGUGUGGGCAGAGCACUAGGCAGCGGGCCGGGCAGGGGCCAAAUCAAAGGUGUCUAAACCAAGCGGGACAAAGCCUGGUUCCCAGGGCAAGCAGCUUCAGGGCCAGAAACCGGUAGGAGAAAGCAUGUGAGGCAGCCCGGCCGCAGCGCCCACUCGCCGCGCAGAGCCGCUCAGGUGCCGGUUCAGCAACCACACGGACGAAGGUUUUAAAGAAAAAAAAAAGAUCUAGGACUUGAUUUCAAGAAGAAUGGUGAACAGUUACUUCCUAUAACCUACGUAAAUAGGGUAUGUUACAGGUUUUUCAUUAAAAUCCACAGCAAUAGAUCACUAGGGAAACAGACAAAAUGAGCCUCCUGAUCCACGACGUCAGCACGGGAAAGCGGGGCGCUCACCUCUGCUCGGCGGGCUCAGGCCCCCGCGGGGCCAGCAGCAGCACUCCCUCCUGCUUCUCGUGCACGGCCGGGCCCUGCGGCGGGGAGAUGGGCUCGUAGGGAUCCGAAGAGAUGUGACUCCUCUCUGGGGACUUCCCAGGCCUGAGGCUGGAACACAGAAAACAUGAGACCGCGUCCCUAGGGCCCCCCACGGCCAACCCCAAACAGAAACCAAUUAACUCAUCACUUAGUCGGCCACGUGUAUCGGAGCAAAGCCACCUCAGACACUCCCCAGCCCCUGGUAUCAAAAAAAAGGCCUGUUGCUGUGGCUUUGUCCACGCCUGCCUGCAGACUCGGGAGUCGCAUGGCAAACGCUGCCAGGGACAGGCCCAGCCCACAGAAGGUGGCCAGCCCUCCCCUGGGCCACCUACUCCAGGAAGCCCUCGAGGGUUUUCCUGCUGAUUUUGAGCGAGGACCGACCCAGGUAUUUCCCCAGUAAGUUAGGAGAUAAAGGACCUGAGGACCAAACGGAAACCUGUCAGGUGUCAGGUGACCUGCUUUUAUUACUAUCACAGUUCAGUAUAACUACACAUACUAUGUGUCAUUUGCUCCCCAGUAAGCCCCAUCCAGUUCUCAGGGGGCCAUUUUUCCUUUAGUUCUUUGGUGGUUCCCGCAAACUGACCUGAAUAAUCCAUCUCACACCUUUCUUGAUUUCUCGAACUUGAAGCCAGACCGUCAGUUCCCUCCGUGGACGAGGGAAACUGCCUGCCUUCUCCAUGUUGUUGCGUGCUUUAUUUUAACCUCUCGUUUGUCCACACGGCAUCCUCAGCCAUUUUCAUGGGAUUUCUGUUCUAGAACUCUAGGAAAGUGCCUCUGUGUUUUGUUCACAGAUUGAAAAGUCAGUUGAUGGUGUCUGAACACCACUAUUGAUUGUGUGAACAUUUUAAACUAUAAAACCAGGUAAUAUGACUAAAACCAGUGAAAGCAAUGUAGCAUUCCUCACUGAGAUGCACAGGUGCGGCGGUGCAGAAACUACAAGUGAAAAAGUCCGACGGACUUUCUUUGCAUCAGUGCCAUCGGUCGCUCAGAACCUCCGGCCUGUGCUUCGACGGCUCGGCCGCACAGCCAGCUCUCUCUCCGCCUCCGGUAACUGGGCUCUUUGUUUUUGCUGGUAAAAGACAAUGUGUUUUCAUCUCAUCCUUAAGAUCAUCCAGCUUCCUGAAAUUAUGAUGGCCGAGAUUCGCUUCAAAAUAAUCCAGUUUGAGGGUGGGGCGAAGGGGCUACAAAGAAACAGAACUGGCCCCGAGCUGAUGAGACCGGGCUGCAGCCGGGCUCUGGUGUGUUUGCAAAAUCCCACAAUAAAGUUUUAUGUUUUCUCCCUCA
Camelus dromedarius (Arabian camel) is the source of this 11300-nucleotide messenger RNA. It is a transcript of the gene TTC19, whose product is annotated as tetratricopeptide repeat domain 19. Lineage: Eukaryota; Metazoa; Chordata; Mammalia; Artiodactyla; Camelidae. The record is from RefSeq and is a predicted model, not a curated record. Gene Ontology annotation, biological process: mitochondrial respiratory chain complex III assembly. The transcript has 12 exons. Gene Ontology annotation, cellular component: mitochondrial inner membrane. Gene Ontology annotation, molecular function: protein binding. Bases 36 to 1163 code for a protein of 375 amino acids.